Molecule: messenger RNA, 2006 nt
Organism: Schizophyllum commune H4-8
Lineage: Eukaryota; Fungi; Basidiomycota; Agaricomycetes; Agaricales; Schizophyllaceae
Product: DUF726-domain-containing protein
Exons: 4
Coding region: 19-1800 (593 amino acids)
Source: RefSeq, a predicted model, not a curated record
GCAACUUCCACCACGGCGAUGUCCACCAAGUCGCCCGACCUGACGAACUUCUCGUCAGCUGAGCUCUCUGAGGACGAGUUGGAUAACGUCUUUCAGCACAUCUUUCGCCGAUUGGCAGCGUAUCGCAAUGAGGCGCUUAUGUACGCCGAGCUCGAGUGCAUGCUCGCAUCCGGCUCGGAAGAUAUGAAGACGAAACGGAAGGACGCCUUCAGCGAGAACAUAGAUAAGUGGGCUCAAACGAUAGUCGACCAAGCGUGGAUCGCCUGCCAUCCAGAGAAACCGACAGAAGACAGCCCCGAGCUGGACCGACUAGCAGAGACAUCUACUGGCAGACUGCCACCUCUGCCGGACAAACGCUACCUUGAGAAGAUCAUGAACAGCAUUCUGUUGCUCCUGGUCACGACGCACAAGGAAUACUCGGCACGAACCCGCAGGUUUCUCUCUGAAUUCGGUCCUCUGAACGAAGAGGCUAUCGUUGCCACUCUGAAGGACCCGGACACCGCUAUCAAGAAGGCUCAGGACGCCGCUGAGAAGACGAAGAAUGAGCACGCUGACAACCGCAAGAUCUUCCGUCGGGUCGGUCUUGGACUUGCUGCAGUAGGCGGCGGGGUCCUCGUUGGCGUCACUGGCGGCCUCGCUGCACCUCUGGUUGGCGCUGGAGUAACGACGAUACUCGGCUGGGUCGGCGUCGGAGGCACCGCAGCUGGGCUCCUUGCUAGUGGACUUGCCGGGUCCUCAGUCGUAUGCGGGGCACUGUUCGGCGCCUAUGGCGCGAAGUCCACCGCGGACAUGGUCGGGAGGCAUACGAAGGAGAUCACUGAUCUCGCCAUCAAGCCUGUGAGGCCGCGCAAUGUGCACGAUACGAUGGCCGUACGCUUGUGCAUUACCGGUUGGCUGACAACCCCGGACGACGUGACGGCGCCGUGGACUGUUUUCGGCGGUGAUGACACGUUUGCUCUGCAAUGGGAAGUGCAAGCGCUAGAAGAACUGUCGAACGCACUGUAUACCCUGGUCAAAAGCUACAGCCUAAAAUAUGUAAAAGCCGAAAUCAUCAAGCGCACCGUCCUCGCCAACCUCAUGUACAGCCUCGCACCCAUCGCCUGGCUCAAAAUCGGACAGAUCAUCGACAACCCCUGGAUGAACGCCACCGCUCUCGCCGACAAAACCGGCCUCGUCCUCGCCGACCUCCUCGCCCAGCGCGUGUUCGGCAGACGUCCCAUCACCCUCGUCGGCUACUCCCUCGGCGCCCGUGUCAUCUUCCAGGCCCUCAAACGCCUCGCGCAGUUCCCACCCCAGGACACCGGGCACCUCAUCCAGGACGUCUUCCUCUUCGGGACGCCCGUGAGCGGGGACCCCGCCGUCUGGACGGGCAUCCGGCGCCUGGUCGCCGGACGCGUGGUGAAUGGGCACUCCGCGAACGACUACGUGCUCGCGGUGCUAUCGCGUGCGUCGAGCGGGCAGUGGGAGAUCGCAGGCCUGCAGCCGGUGCAGGUGAAGGGUGUGGAAAACGUGUUCUGCGAGGAGGUGAAUGGGCAUACGAAGUGGCGGGGGCUGAUUGGGAAGCGCUUGUUGGAUUGUGGGGCGCCGGGGGUUAUUGAGGUGGAGGUUGCGAAGCAGUUGAAGGAGGUGGCGGAUCAGUUGAGCAAGGAGGACGAGGAUAUGACGCAAGAGGAGGCGGAGAGGAUCGUGCAGCAGGGGCCGCCGAAGGAGGAGAACGAAUGGGCAUCCAUUGACGAGAAGGGACCGAAGCCAAAAGCGCCGUCAUCGAAGCGGAAACCACCUCCAAGAUACGAGGAUUGAUUGUGGGUAUACAGGUUGUACAGUAUAGGACAGAGUUGCAAAAGGACUUUAGGUUCGCUCGACACGCUUGCGCUUCCUCGUCUUGAUGCGCUCGGCCAGUGAUAGCGAAGAGUCCUCUGCCAAAGACGCCGAAGUCUCUUCUGUCUUGACGGCGAAGUAGUCGGAUGGCGCAGGUACUUCGUCAACUGCCUUCCGCUUCGUUUUCC